AUGUUGGAGCAGAUAGGUAUUGAGGUCGAUAAUCAUACUAACGGGGGUAUUUGGUGGCCUAUAAACUGCGCAGACCAUCAGAGAAACAUUAUGACAAGUAUUGCAGUCUGGGUACUACAGCGAUGGUUCUCCAUCUUUCACAUUGCUCAAGCUGCCAGCGCUCUUUCCUGGAUUGGCAUGAUGGCCUCGGCGUUUGCACCGGACAUGCCAUGGAUGAUAGUUACAUUCGGUGUUAUUCACGGCAUUGGAGUGGGAAUGCUUACAGUGGCUCUUGGAAUCAUCGUUGUUAUGUUUUUUGACAAGUACAGGGGAAUCGCUUGCGGAAUUAAUUUAUCAGGAUAUUCCCUUUCCCCCUUGGUUUUCGCGCGAAUACUCGUGCUUAUGAAGGAGGCGUACAAGUUUCGAGGUGCUCUUCUUUUGUGCGGGGCCAUCAUGAUGCAUGCCACUGUUUUCGCGUUUCUAAUAAGGAAAGCAUCCUGGAUGACCGAAAAACCCAACCUCCCCCACUGUCACACCAUUUCUGAAAAACUGCCCGCCAGUCACGCCGGCCAAGCGCAGACCAUCUCGGCAUCGACCGAAACUUCGGAUAGUACCUUUAAAACAAAGCAAAAUUGGGGCAUAAGGGAAUCAUGGAGUUCAAUUGGAAAGCCCAUGUUUUACGUGAUUGUCAUUUACUCGGCAGUGACAAACUAUUCGGAGACCUCGUUUCUUUCAACCAUCGUUGACUAUGCCAUGGACAAGGGUUCGUCUCUGAAGGAAGCGCAAUCUCUCGUUGUGUAUUUCUCGGUUGCUCAACUGAUGGGACAAAUACUGUUGCCACUGAUAUCGGACACGGGAUUCCUUAGGCGAAGCGCUCUAGUUACAAUUAGUGUCAUCCUCUUGGGCUGCACCUUUCUCAGCUUGCCUCACAUGACUUCCUUCUCGUACCUCGUGCCUGCGUGCCUGCUGGCAGCCACGCUUAUCGGAUGCGUCACAUCGAUGGUGACGGUUCUCAUGGCCGACUACCUCGGUGUCGACGCGAUAUCUCUGUGCUGGGUUGGCGAGGGCGUGGCGAGCCUGCCUCUCUACUUGUCCAGUUCCACGAUAUUAGGGUGUUUUCGAGAUUUCAUGGGAAGCUACGACAACUUCUACCGAUUGCUCGCGGGGACUCAACUUUUCGUGGGCCUUAUGUUUUUCCUGGUUUGUUGCUAUGAAAACAGGAAAGUGUCAAUACAUAAAUCGACAUAUACCGUGAACAGGUAA
Molecule: messenger RNA, 1242 nt
Organism: Ixodes scapularis (black-legged tick)
Lineage: Eukaryota; Metazoa; Arthropoda; Arachnida; Ixodida; Ixodidae
Product: monocarboxylate transporter 12
Exons: 4
Coding region: 1-1242 (413 amino acids)
Biological process (GO): transmembrane transport
Molecular function (GO): monocarboxylic acid transmembrane transporter activity
Source: RefSeq, a predicted model, not a curated record